Molecule: messenger RNA, 435 nt
Organism: Staurois parvus
Lineage: Eukaryota; Metazoa; Chordata; Amphibia; Anura; Ranidae
Source: the annotation of a GenBank genome assembly
GCACUGAUAGGCGGCACUGAUAGGUGACACUGAUGAUGGGUACUGAUAGAUGGCACUGACUGGCAUCACUGCUGGGCUGCACUGGUGGGUGGCACUGGUGGGCAGCACUGGUGGGUGGGCACAGGUGGGUGGCACUGGUGGGCACAGGUGGGUGGCACUGCUGGGCACAGGUAGGUGGCACUUCUGGGCACAGGUGUGUGACACUGCAGAGUGGCACUGCUGGGCACAGGUGGGCGGAGCUAGUGGGCGCACUGCUGGGCACAGGUGGGCGGAACUUGUGGGUGGCACUGCUGGGCACCGAUCAUCAGGGCACUGAUCAUCAGUGGCCCUGAUGAUCGGUGCCGAUCCUCGCUCUGACAACUGCCGGUUCUCGGCAGUACUUUCCUCACGAUCUGACAGCGUGAGGAAAGUGCAGCCGAGAACCAGCACUUGCAU